Austrofundulus limnaeus is the source of this 4466-nucleotide messenger RNA. RefSeq lists its product as uncharacterized. The record is from RefSeq and is a predicted model, not a curated record. Gene Ontology annotation, biological process: regulation of gene expression. Gene Ontology annotation, cellular component: nucleus. The transcript is spliced from 11 exons. Lineage: Eukaryota; Metazoa; Chordata; Actinopteri; Cyprinodontiformes; Rivulidae. The coding region runs from base 284 to 4216 and encodes 1310 amino acids.
UUUAAAUGUGUAAUUACUUUAAGUAAAUAAAUGAAAAUUAAAAUCGAGUUUUGAAWAGAUUUUGCCAAUAUAAACAAAUCGAUGUUUUAUUUUGAAAGUUGCCCCAGCGGAACAGGAUGAGUUAAUUGUGAAACUCCAUAAAACAACAACAUCAUCCUCCACGGUGUCCCCGACAGGUGAACUGGUUUUUCUGGAGAAAAACAGUAAACCUCACCGGGCGGUGUUUCCUCCGCGGUGUUCGUUUUUAUCUUUAUUUUAAUUAUUCUGGCGGGAUUGUGUCAGGAUGACGAGUCUGAGGGUGUUCCACACGCAGGUAGCGUCCAUCAUGGAGGCGCUGACYAAAACGGCGGCGGCGGAGAUCUGCCGGCUGGUGGACGACAGUUACUCCGUGCUGCAGCUCGAGAUCUCCCGCAGCCACAAGGAGAACGAGGCGCUGCGGAGGAAGCUGGAGCUCAUCGAGUCCAUCAUCGCCCGGGGACACCGGAGGGACGGCGGGAUGCUGGAGCAGGAGCGCGAGGUGCUGAUAGGUUCAACUUCCGAGCACAUCAUAGAAGAAGAUCUGUGCUCCACUCAGCURAAGAUCUCCAACGUCAGAGGAUGUGGACAGGUCCCCGUGUUGGAGCCGAGCUCAGAAGCUUCUCCUGUCUCAGCAGAGGGUUCUCCGGCAGCAGCUGUGGACGAGCGGAUCAGAACCCAUCAGGACCUGGUUGUGAUCAAAGACGAUGAAGAUGACGUGAAAGACGAGCUCGCCGCCGACAAACUUCUUCUGAGCGAAGAAGGAACCGAGGCGCCGCCGUCCCAAGCAGACGACACGGACGAAGGCCCCUCCUCUUCCUCCUCGGCUGCAGACCUGCGGCUCUGGGACCAGAACAGUACCGAGCUGCCGGAGGACUUCGGGUCCCGCAGCGCGCCGGCGUCUCCGGGUCCUUCGAGGACCACAGGAGGCGGCUCUUCAGACGCCAUCUUGGAUUUGGCGUUGGAGUCGGACGGCGUGAGGAAACGCUUCCCGCUCGUGCCGGGGGGAAGCCCCGCCCCUCUGCCCGGUACCUCUGAYCCAAAAGCAGGCUCGUGCCUGAUCGCUCCAGUCCCGUACGACUCGGAGCUGGACCUCGGCUCCUCGUGGACCAACCCGGGUCUGCCCAGCAUGGUGCCGGUCCCUCUUCGGCCAUUUUUGAAACCGGACCAGCCGCCGGCGCUCCUGGCCCUCGGCGGGUCCAGGCUGAACCCUCUGGACCUGAACCGGUUCUGCAGGGACCGGCGCUUCGUCUGCACCUUCUGCAACAAGUGCUUCUCGUCGUCGCGCAGCCUGGAGACGCACAUGCGCGUGCACACGGGCGAGCGACCGUACAGCUGCGCGCAGUGCGGGAAACGCUUCACGCAGUCGGGCCACCUGAAGACGCACCAGAGUGUGCACACGGGGGAGAGACCCUUCGCCUGCGAGCACUGCGGGAAGCGCUUCGCCGCCAAGCAGAACCUGAGGAUCCAUCAGCAGAAGUACCACGGMGCCGACCGGACCGCCGCGCCGGUUUGUUCUUCCAGAAGCCGUCUCGCGUUCGUGUUAGGACUUUCGGUUCGGUUCUGGUUCUGGUUCCGAGGCGGGAUGUCGGUUUUAAACACGGCUCUUCACGAGCAGCUGGCCAUCAUCAUGGCCGCGCUGACCAAGGCGGCGGUGGCGGAGAUCUGCGAGGUGGUGGACGAGGGCUACGCGGCGCUGCAGCAGGAGAUCACCCGGAGCCACAAGGAGAACCAGGACCUGAGGAAGAAACUGCACCUCAUCGAGUCCAUCGUGGUCCCGGGAGGAGGCGGGGGGAAGACCGAGGGGAGCACGGUGGGCACCCCGCAGCAGCAGCCGGACAGAGAGCGAGGAGAAGCGGCUGCCGCCUCCGGAGCAGCCGCGGGGGAGGAGCGGCAGGAGCUUCCAGAGGUGGUCCUGAUUAAAGAUGAAGACUCCGACAGCGAUGACAUCAUGGAGGAAGGUAACAGAAGGUCUGCAGGCGGCGACGCAGUGGCAGCGGUGGCGGUCAGAGAAGCCGUGCGUUCGACUCCGGGCAGCUGGCCCAGGCAGCGGCGGCGCAGUCAAGGAAACGGUGAAGAUCUCGAGGCGUCUUCAUCAGAGAGUCAGCUGACGGCAGCGCCGCAGAGGAACGUCUCCGUCUUCUCCCUGGACUCGCCCCGCAGCGAGCCGGGCCGCUCCUCUCCGCUCCUGGAGGAGGUCCAGGUGGAGGCCGGCGAGUCCAGCUGCUCCUACUCCACCCAGAUGGAGGUCCACCUGGUCCAGGACUGCUCCCUGGUGUCCCCGAGCUCCGGCGGGCAGGUGUACUACAGUGGUCUGACCGAGUCCACGUCAAACCGAGCAGAGCUGGACCUGAACGUGGACCCGGUCUGGACCAAAGCGUCCAAAAGUCCCGYGGGGUUCCCUCCGUUUCAUCAGCGCGAACACGUGGACAGAGACUCCUUUGGGCUGAAGCUGGUCAGCGUCUCUGGAUCYGGACCCCAGGACUGCAAGGCGUCCGGCAGCAGGAGCUCGUUCCAGUACCAGGMCGGUGCCGGAGUCCUGACCUUCGGUCUCUACGGGGACCACCCGGGCCARGCCCUACCGGUCCCCGCCUCCCAGAGGAAGAGCUACAUCUGCUCGGUCUGCAGCAAGACCUACGCUAACGCUCAGAACCUGGAGGUCCACAUGAGGAUCCACACGGGCGAGCGGCCCUUCACCUGCGACCACUGYGGCAAAAAGUUCACCCAGUCGUCCCACCUGAAGUCCCACCUGAACGUCCACCGACAGGACCGCUCCUUCCUCUGCUCCGUCUGCUCCAAGAGCUUCAUCAGCAAGUACAGCCUGAAGCUGCACAUGAAGAAGAGCCACCUGGACCCGAGGCCACGAGGCAGCGCUSUGAGGGUAAAAAAGGCCUCAUUUUGUGAAAACAAAGAGCUUCUGUCUCGUGGACCGCUCCGCUCCGGGUUCGGGAUGCCUCCGGCCGCCACCUUCCACGCUCAGCUGGCUUCCAUCAUGGAGGUUCUGGCCAACACUGCCGUGGCGGAGAUCUGCGAGCUGGUGGACAGCGGCUACGCGGUGCUGCAGCUGGAGAUCAGCCGCGGCCGCAAGGAGAACGAGGUGCUGCGGAGGAAGCUGCGGCUCAUGGAGCUCCGGGCCGCCCGCACGGCCGUCCUGAGRAACGCCUCUAGCGGCUCCGGAACCGCCGCCGCGUUGCUGCCCGCCAGCGGCCGACCGCGAGUCCAUCUGCUCGGAGGCUGCGGGCCGAGGCGGCUCGCGACACCCGCAGACGUCGGCGCAGCGAUGAAGGGAUCCAGUCGGGACCCAGGUCCAGGUCCAGGUCCAGAGCCGGGACAGGAAGUCACGCUGCAGACGGUGUCCACAGGUGAGACGUCCGCUGUCAUCAAAGUGGAGGACGACGAGGACGAGUCCUGGACUCAGUCUGGACCGGACCGGGGUUUCUGUCGCGUCACCGAGGAGCAGACCGCCGAGACAGAAGCUCCGCCCUCGCUGGUCAAACAGGAAGUGGUGGAGGACAGCAGCGGCGUUUCGUGGACGAGCGGUGAGGUCAGCACCUCCACCCAGCAYGCCCUGAGCGGCGCUGAGAGGUCCGGCGCGUACGGCUCUCUGGUGUUCGAGCUCCAGCACGUCUCCCAGAAUCCCCCGGAGACCGCCGCCCGAGUCCUCGGGGACGGCGGGAACGUCUCCGACGACUCGGGCGGCGGCGGGGCCUUCGGGUUCAGCCACGGCGAGGGGGGCCAGCCUGCGGCCGGGCGGAGGGACRCCGCCGGACAGAGCGCGUUCGUCCGCAGGGACGGCUGGCGUCUCCAGAACCGGGUCYGCAGGGACGCCUCGGGGACCAAGACCUUCGUGUGUAACUGCUGCGGGAAGAGCCUGGCCUGCCUGAAGAACCUGAAGACCCACAUGAGGGUCCACACGGGCGAGAAGCCCUUCAUCUGYGCGCUCUGCGGCAAGCGCUUCUCCGACUCCAGCAACCUGAAGCGCCACCAGAGCGUGCACACGGGGGAGAAACGCUACGGCUGCGUGCACUGCGGGAAGCGCUUCGCCCAGUCCGGCUCGCUGAAGGUCCACAUGAGCGUCCACAGAGACUGCAAGCAGUUCCGCUGCUCGCUCUGCGGCAAGGCCUUCACCUCCGGGGGGCACCUGCGGCGCCACAUCGCCUCCCACGCAGGAGAGAAACACUUUGCCGCUGCGUCGCCGUGACCACGAGCCACCGUUCAUCAGGAGCCGUGCAAAAGUCCUGAUCCAUCUCUUCGUGUGUCCCGCCAGCAGACGGUUUUAAUCUUUUAAAAUGCUUUCAGUCGUUCCGAACAGAAAGCUGUUUUUAACUUUGUAUUUUCUUCAGGUUCUGGUUUUCUUGUGGUGAAAUGUUAGAAACUUUGAUCUUUUCCUGUAGUUUGGUGAUCAAAUCGUUUAAAUCCUGCAGCAGUUUCACUUCCUGUUUUUGUUUUUA